AUGCCUGGAUUUGCGAAGAGAAAACGAACCGAAGACGUGCGCGUUGCGGCUACGUCGUCGUCAAAAAAAGCGCGACCGGCGAGCGCACCAGCGAAAAAAGUUGUGGCGAAGCCCACACCACCGCCAGAACCCGAGUCGAGCGAUGACGACGAAGAGGAGGGAGACGAGGAUGGUUCGGACAAUUCUGAAGACCAGAAUGUAGCGAAUGCAUCUGGGUCUGAGCAAGAGGCGGAGGCUGCUACGGCUGGCGCAGACGAGGCAAAGAAGACAUUCGCCGACCUGGGCGUGCGCGAAGAACUUUGCGACGCUUGCGAAAACCUCAAGUUCACAAACCCGACGCCCAUUCAGGCUCAAGCUAUACCUCUGGCUAUCGAGGGUCGCGAUGUCAUUGGACUUGCUGAAACUGGAUCUGGAAAGACGGCUGCGUUCGUCCUGCCAAUUCUUCAAGCGCUGCUGGAGAAACAGCAAUCGCUCUUUGGGCUGAUACUGGCACCGACACGAGAAUUGGCAUAUCAGAUUGCACAGCAGGUUGACGCUCUCGGCAGCAUCAUCAAUGUCAAGUGUGCGACGUUGGUGGGAGGAAUGGACAUGGUACCUCAGGCAAUCGCUCUGUCCAAGAAGCCACACAUUAUCGUUGCUACACCUGGACGUCUGCUUGACCAUCUGGAGAAUACCAAAGGCUUCUCCCUAAAGCACCUCAAGUACAUGGUUCUCGACGAAGCCGAUCGGUUGCUCGACCUUGAUUUCGGACCGGUCCUCGACAAGAUCUUGAAGGUACUACCUAGAGAAGGACGACACACAUAUCUGUUCUCGGCGACCAUGAGCAGCAAAGUCGAGAGUUUGCAAAGAGCUGCCUUGCAGAAUCCCGUCCGAGUGAGCAUCAGCAGCUCGUCCCAUCAAGUCGUUUCAACACUCCUUCAACGAUACAUCUUCCUUCCCCACAAGUACAAGGACCUGUACCUCAUUCAUCUCCUAAACGACAACAUUGGCCACCCAACCAUCAUCUUCAGCCGCACAGUCAACGAGACACAGCGCAUAGCCAUUCUCCUCCGCACCCUCGGUUUCGGCGCUAUUCCUCUUCACGGCCAGCUUUCGCAAUCCGCUCGUCUAGGCGCACUCAACAAGUUCAAGACUCAAAGCCGCGACAUCCUCGUAGCCACCGACGUAGCAUCCCGUGGUUUGGAUAUCCCUGCUGUCGAUCUUGUCGUUAACUUCGAUCUACCCAGCGAUUCCCAGACGUAUGUUCACCGUGUUGGCCGAACAGCGCGAGCUGGAAAGUCGGGUAAGGCGGUCUCUUUUGUCACACAGUACGAUCUCGAGAUCUGGUUGCGCAUUGAGAAUGCUCUUGGUAAGCAGAUUCCAGAAGAAGUCAUUAACAAGGAUGAAGCGAUGGUGUAUAUGGAGCGAGUCAACGAGGCGCAGAGGAUAGCGGUUAGGGAGAUGAAGGAUCUCCAUGAGCAGAGGGGCAAGGGUGGCCGUGGAGGUAGAGGCGGCGGACGGGGUCGUGGUGGAGGUGCGAGAAGAGGACGUGACCAGAUGGACACUGAGGAGGGUUGA
Messenger RNA from Bipolaris zeicola 26-R-13, 1557 nucleotides. RefSeq lists its product as uncharacterized. The record is from RefSeq and is a predicted model, not a curated record. Gene Ontology annotation, molecular function: ATP binding; RNA helicase activity; nucleic acid binding. Lineage: Eukaryota; Fungi; Ascomycota; Dothideomycetes; Pleosporales; Pleosporaceae. The transcript has 2 exons. The coding region runs from base 1 to 1557 and encodes 518 amino acids.